AAAUCCAAAAAAUCGGGGCAAAAUGGUCGCGGCAGACAGACGCCGGGGUUUCAUCGUAGCGACGGCGUACAACUUCUUCGGCGUGUCCACGACUGACCGGCUGAGCGUCGACGAGGUGGCCCUGCUCGAAGACUUCCUCGACCGCGCCAAGUGCCGGACCCUGUGCGCCGUGCCCCUGGGAUCCGGCGUCCAAUUGACCAACGACGUAUCCCCGAGCGAAACCACCCUCGUCUUUUUCAAGAUCUCGGAGUCGCCGGUCACGGAGCGGAACUUUCACGAGGUGGUGCAGGUGGCGUCGGUCAGCAAAAACAGGACAGCCUCGCUGGCCGAGGCGAUACGCCAAGUGUGGACGCCGGCCUUGCACCGGCAGGGCUUCGAGUCGCUCCACCUGCGGAAGCUCGAGGACGAGCUGUUGGGCCCAAAGGCCACGGCCUCGCUCGUCGAGGAGGAGGCCCUCAUGAGGGACAAAUCGCGGACGGGGCACGAGCGGAAACUCUACGACCAGGCGGUGCUGCACCUGAAGAACAUCAGGCGCGAGCUCGAGAGCGCGGCCGUCGCGAGGGAGGGCCUCCUGAUGGUCGAGGAGACGCUAGACUCGGUGUCCGGGCACUUGGACGAGCUGUGGAAGCUCGAGGGCCCGGUCUACUCGGAGGAGCGCAUGAGGCUCCUCCUCGAAAUCAUAGGCAGCGAAAUCGCCCAAAUAGUCAAGUCUCUGAUAGCCAAAGCUAAAGCGGACCCUCGGGCGAAGGACGAAGCCACGGGGCACGGGGCCGUCGUGUGUCAAAAGUGGGUGGAAAUGUCGGUGCGAAUGACGAGCUUGUUUUGGCCCCACCACUCGUCGCACGUUUGGAAGGGAAAGCCGUGCAAGCCGGAGAAGUGCAGCGGCUUCGAGACGAGGCUCAAAGAAAUAGCGGAGAUACGGGCGCAGAAUCGGCAACUGACGAGGUUACUCACGCAGAGCGAGAGGGUCAACCUGGGCACGGACGCGCUCUUUGAGAAAUUCGAUAAUGUCGAAGAGCUGCUGGGCGAGGAGAACGACGUCGAGUGGGAGCGAUUGAAGGACAAGGUUUACAACGGCUUGGCACCGGUGGAGGAGCGCGUAGCUGCAAAGCUCAAAGUGCAGAUCACCGGAGCUAAGACGGCCCUCGCGCUGGAGACGGAGUUUCGCCGGUACAGCGAGCUGAUGAAGAGGGAGGCGAUCAAGGGCUCACUGCGCCCCGAGCGACAGGCCCUCUUGUCCGCCUACGCUGAUCUUAUCGACGCGUGCCAAAACUACUCGGACACGACCGACUUACUGGACACCCCGGAAAUAUUGCAAAACGUGCAGGCAGCGAGGGUCUUGGAGCUCCGGCUCGAAAGCUUACAAAAACUCGGGAAACAGCUACUCGGGGAUCUCCCGGGUUACGAAGAAAUCGCGGAGAAGCUCAAAAACGCCACCAGAGAAGCCACUCGGGAGAGACAGGAGCUGACCGAGCAAUGGGUAAACGAGACGAGGCAGUCCGUGGUGGGCCGAGAACUGUCCCUGGGCAACGAGACGGCGGUGGUCGAGCUGACGAGCGCCAAGCUGAUGCGCGUAAACUUCGAUCCCCGGCUGACGGCCCUCAUCCGCGAAGCCCGGGGCAUGUCGGCCCAGGGUGUCGAACUGCCCCGCGAAGUCAAGGAUCUCGUGGAACGGGCCUCGGCCCUCACCGGACGGGCCCGGGCGCUCGAGCAGAUCGCCAACUUCCACAACACCAUCGGCGACCGGAUGAUCGCCUCCCAGAGGCCCCUCAUGCUGGCCACAGCCCUCGAGCUAGCCGCCGCGGUCAGGGAGCAGUCCGGCGUCGUGUGGUCCGACCCCCGGGCCGUCGACUUCUUCACCAACCGCCUCAGAGAGAUGGUGAAAAAGUUUGCCCGGCAAAACGCCGAGCUCGCUUCGAAGCACGCCAACCUGCGGGACCUGGUUUGCAAUUUAUUGAAGGGCGACGCCGUCAACUUGGCCCUCAAUCAGAGCACGUGGAAGGAGGCGCUGAGGAGCAUGAGGGACAUCGUCGGCCGGGUCGAGUACACUUACGGCAACUCCAAGGCGUGGAAGCUCCACUGGGACCGGCAGUUGCUAAAAGUGCUGAGCAUAGCUUACAGAGCGGCGUUGCCGACACUGGUGAAAAAGCUUCCAGAGGUGCGGGCCGAGUUAACGUAUCGGGAUGAGUCGCUGAUGUGGCGCCCGAGUCUCGAGGACAUACGGAUGAAGCUGUACUCGGGGGUGCGCCGCUUCCUCGUCAUACCUGUGAACUUUCGCGGGGUCGGCGACGAGCCGGACGAGCACUUUCGGGGACUCGUGGCCCAGAGCGCCCAUAUGUUUGGGGCCGUGUACGGGGAGGCCGAAGGAUUGCUUGCCGCGCUCGACAGCUUCCGCGUCAAGUGGCUGCCACUCGUCGCGCCCGCGAAAAUCGAUAUCGGCCAGACACUGAAGGGCAAGCAGCCCCAGGACUGGGAGAAGGCCUUCAAGGACGCCAAGCAGUGGGCGCAAGAGGUCGGCAAACUGAGGGCGAACGAAGUCAAGAUAUCCUGCGUGGUCGUCGACACGGGGACCAUCAGAAACGACUUGGAGUCGCUGUCGCGCAGGUACUGGGAACGCCUGUCGUUGGAUCUGCGAGCGGAAGCGUCGUCCCGUCUGAUCUCGAUAGUGGACUUUCUGUCCUCGUCGUCGAAGAGACUGUCCCACCGGGCGCGAACCAUCGAGGAGAUCGGCGAGGCGUACGAGGCGUACUCGAGCAUCCAGAAGCAGAUGGACGAGGUGGCCCGUGAGCUGGAGGACGUGUCGGGUCUGGGUCGAGUACUGGCCGCUUGGACCAGGGAGAGGCUCGAGGGUCUGUCGAACGCCCACGCGAGCUGGGACGGGCUCAAGGAGCGCCUGGACAACUACCAGGGAGUCAUGGUCCACCAGAUGGAGGAGGCCAAGCUGAACUUGCGCCACCAGGUGUUGGCCGUGCACGACGAGCAGGAGCGGUGGAGGGCCAAGUGGGCCGCCAGGCCGUCUACGGUCACCAAGGACUGGAUCGAGAUGAUGCGCGAAAAGUGGACCAACAUAACCGAGCAGCGGGACAUACUCGUGAACGACUGCAAGAGGCUGAGCCUCCCGGUCCAGGAGAUCUUCGAGAGCGACGAGAACACGCUCGCCCAGAUGGAGGCCGAGCUAGAGGCCGAGGAGCUGAACUGCAAGUUCCAAGGGGAGUUUAUCGAGGAGCUGCAGAGGCACGAGGAAGAAGAGUGGGGCAUCGCCAGGCGCCGGCUACCCAAGUUCCACGACUGGCUAGAUUCGUGGCAGGACCGGGUCCAAUUGCAGACCAAGGACCGGCAAGGGGAGGCCGAGGAGUUAGCCAGACGAGAGGCCCAUUCGUUCAUCGAGAAGAAGAUAGCCGAGUUGAGGGAGGCGCUGGAUCUCGUGCAGCUGCUCAGGGGGGACGACCUGGCCGAUGAGCACUGGAGCGAGCUCAGGGACAUUCUGGGGCUAAACGUCCGACGCACGGACGAGCUAACCUUGGGCCAUCUACUGCGUAGCGCCGAAUCCAUUAAGACGAACCUCGAGAGGGUCAAGGACGUGACGAAGCGAGCAGCUGCCGAAAGUGGCAUCAGGCAGGCCUUGAUGGAGCUAGAAGCCUGGGAGGGCUACACCUCCCUUCCCAUCCAGGCGACGAGGGACAGCAAAAACGGGGGUAUCUACGUGGUUGGGGACUACAGCGCGCUCCUGGCGAGAGCAGGAGAGCUGAGGCUGAUAAUGGACGGGGCGAGAGGUGCGGCGGGGUACGAGAGGUUCGCCUCGAGGGCCUCUAGAUGCGAGGCCGCGCUUUACGAGCUGGAGGAACGCCUCAAAAUACUGAGCAUCGUGCAAAGGAAGUGGGUCUACUUGGACCCAGUGUACAAUAGCGACGCCGCUCCGAACGACUCUGGCAGGUGGGGUCGAGCUGACAAGGAAUUCAGGUACUUCAUGGGAGAGAUCGCCAGGGAUCCCAAGAUACCGUCUUUGAAAAAGCUACCGCUCCACGCGCUAACGAACCUCAGGGAUCUGAUGGAUAGGUGUCAAAAAAGUUUGGACGACUUUUUGGAAGAAAAGAGGUCCGCGUAUCCACGAUUGUACUUCCUGAGCGACGAGGAUCUGCUCGAACUGGUGUCGGGAAAGGGCAAGGGACUCGACGCGCAUCUGUCGAAGCUGUACCAGGGCCUGGGUGCCGUGGAAAUAUCGAAAAACUGCGUGACGAGCAUCGUUUCACCGGAAGGCGAGAAGCUCGAGCUCCGCGACAGAGUCAGCCUCUCCGAGACCUUCCCCAAGUGGCUGCUCACGCUAGAGGAGGGCAUCAGAAACACGCUGCAGCAGAGCCUCGGCUCUUGCCUGUCGCAGGAGAUGCCGGAAGUUACAUCCUUUCCAACCCAGACGCUCCUUCUGGCCGAGAGGAUUCGCUUCACGGAGAAGUGCGAGGCUGCCAUCGAGGACGAGUCCAAAGGCUUGAAGAACUUGCUGAACGCCCUCGAGAACCAGAGGGAGCUCUACAGGAGCUUGGAACAGUCGGGGGACGGGUUGACGUCGCUCAAGGCUAAGAAUCUACUGCUGGAAACGGUCCACCACCUGCACGUCGUCCACAGUCUCGUCCAAGUUAUCGGCGACAGGGAAAAGCUGGCCUGGUGCUGGAACCGACAGCUUCGGACGUACAGACGGGGUAGUGGAGCUGUGGUGCGGUGCGCGAGGGCCGAGUUCCCGUACCGAUUCGAGUACCAGGGCGGUGGGAUCGGCCUGGUGAGGACCCCGCUGACGGAAAAGUGCUACCUUGCCCUGACGCAGGCCAUGAAACUCGGGCUCGGUGGUAGUCCCACGGGCCCGGCCGGCACCGGCAAAACCGAAAGCGUCAAGGCCCUGGGGGGCAUACUGGGCCGACGAGUGCUCGUCUUCAACUGCGACGAGGGAAUGGACGCGGGCAGCAUGCGCCGGAUCCUGAGCGGCCUGGCCCAGGCCGGGGCUUGGGGCUGCUUCGACGAGUUCAACAGACUCGAGGAAGGCACCAUGAGCGCUGUGUCCAUGCUGAUAAGGCCCCUACAGGAGGCAAUCAGAGACGGCACCCCAAGGGCCAAUCUUGGUGGCGUGGAGAUCCCGGUGGACCCGCACUGCUGCCUCUUUGUCACGAUGAACCCCGCCGGGGACGACUACGGCGGACGCCGGAAGCUCCCGGACUCACUGGCGAGGCUGUUCAGGCCGAUCGGUAUGGCCCAUCCCAACAAGGCCAACAUCGUGCAGUCUCUGCUCGAGUGCGCUGGGUUGAUGAGCGCGCCCAAAUUGGCCAACCAGCUGGUCGAAACUUUCGACACCGCCGAGAAGUUGCUGUCCAAACAGCCACACUACGACUGGGGACUCAGGGCCCUCAGGUCCGUGCUGAACGGGAUCCCACCGUCGUCAGCUGGAAAGGACGACGAGUCUGGCGAGAGGGCUAGGAUGCUGGCGGCAAUCAAAACGUCGACGAUGCCCAAGUUGGUGGAAAACGAUACGGCUACGUUCGUGUCGCUGUUGAACGACGUAUUUUCCACCACGGAUGCGUCCAAAGCCACGCAUGAGACGAGAAAACUGGAAUCAGUCCUCGCGAGCUUGUGCGAGGCGCAAGGGCUGCACGAAAGCCUGAUCACGAGGUGCGUCCAGCUGAAGGAUCAAUUGCAGUCGAGGAGCGGGGUAGCCGUCGUUGGGCCCCCGGGUAGUGGGAAAUCGUUGAUUAUCAAAACAUUGGCGGACGCUACUCUCAAGACGGAGGAGGCGGUAAAGCUGUUCAACAUAUAUCCGGGUGCCAUUUCCAAGGCUCAGCUUCUCGGAGUUGUCGAUGCCCAAACGAGAGAAUUCAAAGAAGGUCUGCUGUCGAGUAUAAUAUCAAACAUGGGAAAUGAGCCGGUCUGGAUUAUUUUGAACGGCGACGUGGAACCAGGUUGGGCUGAAGCCCUCAAUUCCGCUCUGGACGACAACCGCAUACUAACGCUGCCCAACGGCGUGGGUGUUAAACUCGGCAACGGAACACGAUUCAUCUUUGAGACGCACAAGUUGUCGAACGCGAGUCCAGCCACGGUCUCGCGACUGGGUAUCAUUCACCUCGGUGCCAUGUCGCCAGCGACGCUUCUCAGUCCGAGGUUACUCAAAGAUCUGCCGUCGAAAUCCAUGAGUUUCGCCACAGCUCACCUGUGCCCCGUGAUAGAGCAGGUCUUGAAAUUUAAAAAGGAUCAGAAAUCGGCAUCGAGUCUACUUCGCGCGGCACUGAUGCAUCUCCAGGAUUCCCAGUCCGAGGCUGGUUUUACGCACGCCUUGCUGGCUGCUCUGUGCGGCCAAAUAGAGGAUCCAGCCUCGCGAAACGACUUGGCUCGCACCGUAUACCAGCUGACGAACACUUGGUGUCCCGAUUCCAACGACCCCUGCGACGUUCUGUACAACAAGAGCAAGGACGUCCUCGAUCCUUUUACCAUCGACACCAAAACGAUGGAAACCGAAGACGGUCUUAUCCACCUGUCGGGGUCCAUGCAAAGAGGCAUAAGCGCCGCUCUACCUUGGACAACGCUCGGUCAGUCUGUUAUAUUCCGCGGGACGGAGGGUUGCGGGAAAAACGCCCUGCUGUCGGCGGUUCUGACAUUGAUCAAAAACCACUCGGAUGAAACGACUCUGGUGGUCAAAGGAUCUUCGGUUUACGGAUCGAAGGAUCUGAUGGACCGGCUGAAACGGUCCUGCGUAAAACUGGACUCUUCCUCCGGUGGUAGGACUUAUCGUCCCAAAAAUGGAUCCAAUUUGAUACUGGUCAUCGAGGACUUGCACCUGGCGUCGAAGGAUUUACAGGAACUGACGCGUCAACUGAUACAAGAGGGAGGAUUUUACGAAAACGACGCGGAAUUCGCCAAGGUGUCCCUAACGAUCUUGAGCACAGGCGAUUCGACGACCAAACUCCACCCGAGACUCGACUCGCUGCUGGCUUCGCACUACUUGACACCCCUGCAGCCCAAAGAUUUGGACGCGAUAGUCGAACUACACCUCAAGGAGGCACUGAGCGACGAUGCAACGGUGAGAGCUUGGAUCGGCAGGAUGUCCCCGAGCAUCGUGGAAGCGUUCAACGAGAUAUCCACGGACAAGUCGACCGAAAAGUGGACACCGAGGGAUCUGCUGCUGUGGACGGAUUCCCUCAAGUACUACCCGAAGCCGGAAAGUGAUUCCGACAUCACGAGCUACCUUAUAGACGCCUCUCGACGCGUCUUCGGACCAAAGUUGCACGACAAGCAGCAGAGACGCCUCGAGUCGAUCGUGAAUUCGCGCAACACCGGUAGACCAAGCACCAAGGACGGGUUUUACGUUUGGAAGGGCUCGCACGCCAGUCUGACCCUGCUGUCCGAGUCCCAGUGGAGGGGCGAGCUCGAGAGCGCGGUGACAAAGUGCAUCCGCGAGGGUGACGAUGGCAUGUCGACGACCAUACCGUCGUACCUGCUGGAAAUCACGGCCGGCAUCAGCUGGAACCUCGGCUGCGAGCAAAGGGGUGUACUGCUGAGGGGACGCCCGGGCGCCGGUCGCAAGACAGCCGUCAAGCUGGUCGCCGUGGCCUCCUCCCUACGGCUCGUUGACUCUGGACCUGGUAAGGGAAAAGCCGCGGUGAAGACUGCCGUACAAGCUGCUGGGGUAGACGGGGAGCCGACGAUCCUGCUGCUCGAGGAGCACCACCUGCGCGACGAGGGCUUCGCCAUCCUGGCCAGCGCGAUAGUAGCCAGCGGCGAGCUGCCCGGUCUGUACGCCUCGGAGGAACUGAACACGCUCAUGUCGCCCCUCGUCGAGCUGGCGGGCAAGGACGAGUUCUCCGGCAGCCUCGAGCAGUUCCUCUACCACCGGAUAAGGAAGUACCUGCGAGUGGUGUUGGUGCUCGACAGCAGUGACAUGAAGUCGAGCUGGUUGUCGCGCUCGAACCUUCUCCGGCACUGCGUGCAAACGACGGGCCAGAGUCUCGGGAGCGAGUGGUGGCUCACCGAGGGAUACCUCACCGAGUUGGCCAAGCUGUACGGGGACGACGAGGCGAAGGACGAGUUCUCCGGCAUCACCGAGGUGGUCCAGGCGCAACUGAGCGCACCCACGGCACAACAGGCACCGGCGAGGUUUAUCGCUCUGCUGCACAAGUGGAGGGAGCUACGGGGAUGUUGGCUCGAGGACAUAGUGGCCAAGCUGAAGAAACUACAGGCGGGGAUCGAUCGGCUGAAGGAGGCCGGCGACAGGGUCGCCAAACUCGAGGAGGACGUCACCAAGCAGCGCCGCGACCUCGAGGUCGAGAAGGGUCGGGCGAACGCCGCGCUGGAGCAAAUAACGGCAACCAUGCGGGGCGCAACGGGCCAGAGGGGCGAAAUGACCAGCCUGAAAUUGGAGACGGAAAAGGAGAGCGCGGAGCUGGCCCGUCGCAAGAGGGACAUAGAGGGCGAGCUGGGCAAGGUGGAGCCGCUGGUCGAGCAGGCGGCGCAGGCGGUCGCGGGCAUAAGCGCCGAGGCGCUGUCGGAGGUGCGCUCGCUACGAGCCCCGCCCGCCCCCGUCCGCGACGUCCUCGAGGGCGUGCUCCGGCUGAUGGGCAUACGCGACACCUCCUGGAACAGCAUGAAGACCUUCCUGGCGAAGCGCGGCGUCAAGGAGGAGAUACGCAAUUGGGACGCGAGGCGCAGCUCACCCGCGAGCCUCGAGGCCGUGGCCAAGCUCGUGGCCGACAGGGCCGACAGCUUCGAGGAGAGAACGGCCAAACGAGCGUCCCAGGCAGCCGCCCCGCUCGCGGCUUGGGUACUCGCCAAUCUACAGUACGGCCAGAUCCUGCAGCAGGUCGCGCCACUCGAGAGGGAACAACGCGUCCUGGCCGACCGGCUGAGGGCGGCGGAGGCGCAGAUCGGUAAGCUCGAGAGCGGCCUGACGAGCGUCGAGGGCAAAGUGGCCCGGCUGCAGGAGGAGCUGGCGGCGCACUCGAGGGGCGCGGCCGAACUGGGCCUGAGGACCGAGGCGACCGAGGCGAGCUUGGCGACGGCCCGCACCCUGUUGGGCAAGCUCGAGGCCGAGCACCGGGACUGGCAGACGCAGUUCCAAACGCUCACCGAGCGCAGGGACAAGCUCGGGGCGGACGCGGCCCUCGCGGCGUCGCUCCUCGUGUACCAGACUCACCCCGGGAGCAAGGAGGAGGAGGCGAGCCGCGGACGGGUGCUCGAGCUGCUGGCGAGCGAGCGGGACAGGCUGCAGUGGCGGGCCCAGGGCUUGCCGGCCGACACCGAGAGCCUCGUCGGGGCAACCCGGGCGAUCCGGGGCGACCUGGUGGCCCUGUUCGUGGACCCGUCGGGGGUUGCGGUGGGCUGGCUGAGGGCCAACGUCGGUGGGACGCGGCUCGAGGUCACCCAUCCCGGAGACGCGAGGUUCCUCACUAGCGUCGAGCUGGCCGUGAGGUUCGGCAAGCCCCUGCUCGUCGAGGAGGUGGUCGAGCUACCCACGGUGCUGCUGCCCCUGCUGAGGAGGGGCCGACUAAGACUCGGCGAUCGCGGGUUAGCCGCCCAGAGGGGCUUCCAGCUGUUCCUGGCCACGAGACAGGAGAGCCUGCUGGACGCGCUGCCGAGCGAGGCGGACGCCGUCCUCGUCAAGAUCAGCCUGGGCUCGGGGAGCAGGAGCCUCGCCGAGAGGCUCAUCGACAAGGCCAUUCUGCAGGAGACCCCCGAGGUGGAGUCGCAGAGGCGGGAGGCGCUCGAGCGGGAGGAGCGGCUGUCGGGGGAGAUGGAGGCAGCCCGGCUGGAGCUUCUGGUGCAGCUGGGGGCAGCGCGGGGCCAGGACGUCCUGCAGGAGGGCGGAGGUCUACUGUCCAGCCUCGAGCUCACGCAAUCCAAGGCCAAGGAGAUAGCCCGGGCCCUCGAGGACAGUAGGCGCGACCUCGAGGAAAUCGGCAAACGAAGCCGGGAGCACGAGCGCCUCGCCAAGUUCGCCGCCAUCCUCAACAGGUUCGUCGGGGCCUUUGCCUCGCUCAGCUCGCUCUACGUAUUCACGGCCGAGACCAUCGCUGAUAUUUUCCUCGAGGUCGAGAGGAUGCGGCCGAGCUUGCGGGCAUCCGGCCGGGACGACCGUGAUAAGACCCUCGAGAAGGCCGUGACGACUCUGACCCUCCAUCACUGCACGAGGGCGGCGUACAGAAAACACCGACUGCCCAUGGCGUUGCACCUCGCCCUGUCUCUCGGUUCCGUGCCGGACGAGCACAGGAACCUCCUCCUGAGCGGUGGGGACGCGUACCCCGGGAAUACGGAAUUUGCUCUGCCGAGUUACAUACAGCCGGAACAAAAGCCCUCCGUGAGGAGUCUUUUCGCCGCCGUGCCCGAGAUGGCGAGGAAGAUCAAGGCCAACUGGAUGAACGGCACGGUCAACAUUUACGGCGACGAGGGACUGAGCUCCUUCGAGAAGCUCCUGGUCGUCCAAGCCCUGCACCCCGAGCACUUGCACACCGCGCUGUCAAAGUGGGCAGCCCAAGUGAUCGGAGUGCGAAACCUGUCACCGCCCGCUUGGACGCUCAAACAAGUUGCCGAAGAGAGCGAGAGCCGGCCCGUGCUAUUGCUGCUAUCCCCGGGCGCCGAUCCAGAACCCGAGCUCCGGAGUUUGGUAGCCAACCACGUCGUGCCAGCUACCGGCUUCGCGGAGGUCUCGUUGGGCCAAGGCCACGUGGCGCAGGCCGAAUCUGCCCUCGAGGCCGCUUGCAAGCAGGGAAGCUGGAUACUGCUGAGCAAUCUUCAAUUGGCGCUCAACUGGCUGCCGCGUCUCGAGGCGCUGCUGCGCUCGCCGACCUGUGCGGCGCACAAGAGCCCCGGCACCCGGAUUUGGCUGACCACCGAGGAGUGCUCGGGUUUUUACCCCGGGCUGUCGGGCCUCUGCCUCAAAGUGGCCUACGAGCCGCCCGAGGGCGUCAAGCGCAACGUCAAACGGUCGCUCCUGCAGCUGCAACAACGGCAGCCCACCAUACAGGACUCGGGCAAGGCUCUACUGAUAGCUUGGCUGCACGCGGUACUCCAGGAGAGACGAAAGUUCGUGCCCCAAGGCUGGAUAAAAGCGUACGCCUGGAGCGAAGGGGACCUCGAGGCGGCCUGCGAGCUCGUCGUCAAGAAAGCCCCCUCGUCGUCGUCCGCGCGCAAGUCCAGGGAAGACUGGGAGUCGGACCGGGGGAUCCUCGACGUGGCGGUCUACGGUGGCCUCUUGCAGGACGAGCACGACAUGCGCGCGCUGCGAGCAUUGCUGAAGCACGUGUGGUCCAGGGACACGUACACGGGCCGUCGCAAGCUCGGGGGCACUCUGAGCGUGCCCAAGGCAGACUCGGAGGGCCCGAUCGCCAUGGUCGACAAGCUCGAGGACGCCGACGCCGUCCAGGUUUACUUCGGGCUGCCCGCCAACGCCCACCGCGCUUGGGAAAAAUCCGCCGCCGAGUCCACUCUGCGCCACUUGAACGAGAUCGCGAGGAGGCACGGGAAAGCCGCGAAAAACCAUCCGGACGGUAAGGCGUCCCUGGUAUCGAGGACCCUCAAGGAGCUGAAACAAGCCGUGGACCGGCAGCGAGUCGAUCGCUCGGCCACCAGCAAAGACACUCGGCAGGAGAGCGAUCCGCUGCAGAGGUUCUUCAACGACGAGGCAAACACCACGAGGCAGUUGUUGCAGCUUGUCCGCUCGGACCUGGACGGCCGACGUACCUGGGAGGAUCCGAAGACUCCAGCGGCGUGGCUGUCCAAGUGGCACUCGGGUCCUCGAGAGGUCGUUCCGUUCGUGAACCAGUUGAUGGCGAGACACGAGUCGCUGACAUCGAUAACGGCAGGUGGUCGGCCGCCGGGAGUCCAGUUGUCCUGGUUCGCCCGUCCCGACGCUUUCCUAUCCGCCUUCAAGCAGUACACGGCACGGGAAACGGGACGGGCGUUCGAGAGACUCCGUCUGCGCGCCCAGUGGUCGGAGGAUUACAAUAAAGACGGAAAUUGGAAAACCUCCAUCUUCAUCGAGGGCCUUUUGCUGACAGGGGCGAGAAUAGAGAACGGCGUGCUCGAGGAGGUGACGGCGAGCGCGAGCUCAGUGGUCACGGCUCCGGUGUGCCUGAUUGCUUUUAUCGAGGAGGACGGUGGUGAGUAUCGCGAGGAAUCGAGCGAGUGGGGUGACGUUGAGCUGACGAGCGAGCUCAGCGCUCUGCAGGUGCCCGUUUACACGGACUCGUCCAGGAGCCGGCUGGUUUGCUCGCUUCCGGUGCCUUACGUCAGGGAAAAGAGGAACGCGUGGUACCAGCGAGGCAUCAGCUUCCACCUACGGACCAAUUAGUUUUCACGCCAAUUUUGUGUUUUUUCACGACGAUCAUUGAAUCUUUGGAUUUUACGAAUAAAAAAUAUUUUGCACCAACUGAAAUGAGCCCUAAGGAUAUUGAUUGAGGAAGGGGAUAUUCUCACAUCGUA
Copidosoma floridanum is the source of this 12447-nucleotide messenger RNA. RefSeq names its product dynein cytoplasmic heavy chain beethoven (gene btv). NCBI's taxonomy places the organism in Eukaryota, Metazoa, Arthropoda, Insecta, Hymenoptera, Encyrtidae. Gene Ontology annotation, cellular component: dynein complex. Gene Ontology annotation, molecular function: dynein intermediate chain binding; ATP hydrolysis activity; dynein light intermediate chain binding. Gene Ontology annotation, biological process: microtubule-based movement. The record is from RefSeq and is a predicted model, not a curated record.